UCUCCGUUCAUCUCUCCCAACUCCUUGUCUCUUUUUCUAAUUUUUGUUUCUGCAACAAAAUUAACCUCUAAACUCAAUCAAUCAUGUUCAUCAAAUACUUAAAUCUCAUUAGUGCCCAUCUCAGAUGGGCAUUUAAAUUCUGGUGUUACUAUCCGUUCAGCUUCCAAGAACACGAAUUGUUUGCUGUGACUGCAAUUGGUGAAGAACUAAACACGGUGAUCAAUGAAGCUCCUGCGGAAUGUGCCGUGUGUCUAGAUGACGUUGAAGAAGGCGAAGAAAUCAGAGAGCUGAGAUGUGGGCAUAUCUUUCAUAGAGCAUGCUUAUACAGAUGGCUUGACUUCCGGCCAUCGACUUGCCCACUUUGCCGAGGAAGUCUUGCUCACCGGAGAACAUUGAUCCUUGAUCAGCACCGAACAGAAGUAGUGAAGUUCAAGUUCUGUUCUUUCACAUCCACCGAUGAACGUGCGACAUGGUCGCUACGAUGAAUCAAGUCUUCAAG
Molecule: messenger RNA, 499 nt
Organism: Populus euphratica (Euphrates poplar)
Lineage: Eukaryota; Viridiplantae; Streptophyta; Magnoliopsida; Malpighiales; Salicaceae
Product: E3 ubiquitin-protein ligase RNF126-like
Exons: 1
Coding region: 84-485 (133 amino acids)
Biological process (GO): protein ubiquitination
Molecular function (GO): ubiquitin protein ligase activity; zinc ion binding
Source: RefSeq, a predicted model, not a curated record